Messenger RNA from Ziziphus jujuba (common jujube), 2060 nucleotides. Its product is annotated as double-stranded RNA-binding protein 4. The record is from RefSeq and is a predicted model, not a curated record. Lineage: Eukaryota; Viridiplantae; Streptophyta; Magnoliopsida; Rosales; Rhamnaceae. The transcript is spliced from 4 exons. Bases 1191 to 2054 code for a protein of 287 amino acids.
AUUUUAACACCAUGGACGAAAGCAUUUCUUUAAUUCCAAAUGCUCCAAUCUAUAUAGGCAAGUCUUUCCUUUUGGCAAUCCAAAAGAGAAGACAAAGCUUUACUCCAUAAACCAGUAAAAAAAUUGUACUUAACAUACUUGAGGACCCAAAAAAAUUCUUUUUUCCAAACCCAAACCGCAUUCGAACAGCCUCAUACAGCAUGUAUCCCAGUUUCCAUAUCCGAAGAACAAAGUCCGCAAAUUGGAUUCACGUUUAUACGUCUCCUAACAAUCUCAAAACCACAAGGCAAAACCAAGGUACAUGCCCUCCACGAAAUACAGUUGAACUUGUUGACCACAUUAAGUUUCAGGAUAGCAAUGCACCAAUCAUAAGCCUUAUCAUCACUUGUCCCUUCAAUUAAAGAUCCCUCCCUCAAUUUCCAAGCAAUCCAACAACCUACUUUUUUGGUUUAUAAUCCAAUUAGUUAAAUGGAUUUGAAUCCCUUUUUUUUUUUUUUUUUUUAAACCAAUUAAGUCAAAGCCACAAAAUGUCCAAAGGUUAAAAAAAUAGGUCCUGGUUUUCGAAAAUGCAUGGUAAAAUUUAUUGUUCAUUCACAUAAUAAAUCAAAACAUAAAGCUUAAUUUUCUUUUUGGGACUAUUAUUUUUUACUUGGAUAUUUUUUCCUUCAUUUUUUUUUUUUUUUUUUUUUUUGUCAUUGGGUCUAUAACCCAACAGAAGCUUACCCAAUUGUAAAAGAUCAGGCAACAAGUCUUCAGCUAUUUAGUCCAAUUAUAUGAGCUCCCAGGAUUCAUUCAACCUAAAGGACCCCAAAAUGCAAAAAGAGUCCAACAAACCUAAACAAAGUCGGAUCCCAAUUUAAAAUUCAAAUAAAUAUGAAUUAUUAAUUAAUCUAAAAUUGACAGGAAUUGUUUUCAUCUACUAAAGAUGAACUACACUAGGUGAACAACAACAAUUGUGUGAAUUUUAUCACUUCUAUUAUUUUUAUUUUUUAUAACACUAUAAAUCAUAAAAGAAUUACAAUAAAAAAAGGAUUUGUAAAUUCCCCAAAGAAAGUCAUCUUUUAUCGACCCUCUCAAUCAUUAAGGCACCUGCAAAAAUCAGCUAUCACGAUUUAAAUUAUCAUAAAUCUGAACUGCCCUUUAGAAGUGAGCCUUCCGCUCCAUCUUCGUACUCAACUUCUGCAACAACAAUGGCACCAACACCACUUACAGCAAUGAGCUAUCACAAUUGCAGUUUUCAUCAACUUCAACUGCAUAUUAAAAGUGAGCCUUCGCCUCCAUCUUCAUACUCAGCUUCAAGAACAACAAUGGAACCAACACCAACGGAACCAACACCAACUUCAAAUCCUGCUCCAUCAUCUUUAUCUCCAUACUUGCAUUCAGCUAUUGCUCAGGGGAUAGCUCUCACUCAAGCUCAAGCUCAAGCUCCUACUGAUACUGCGGCCUCCUUGGAACCCUUGAUGUACAAUAACCGUUUGCAAGAGUACACCCAGAAAUUAGGCCUACCACUGCCCAAGUACCAAACCACUAAUGAAGGAUCUCAACAUUUACCGACGUUUAAGUCAACUUUGUAUGUUGAUAAAGCAGUUUAUACUUCACCAACCACGUCUUUACAUCGAAAAAUAGCUGAACAAAAUGCUGCUAAAAUUGCAUUGGCAUCGGAAUUAAACAAGAAUAGAAAGAAUGAAUGGUUUCCUCUCAUUUAUCUGGAUGUAGUGUUCUGCAAGUCUAUCUUGAACGAAUUUGCAGUUAAGAUGAAUAUGGAAAAGACUAAGUAUAACACCAUUAAACAUGAAAGAGAGCUUCCAGGUUUCAUAUCUUCUUUGUAUUUUAAUGGUGUAUCAUAUUCUGGUGAACCUAGAAGAAACAAGAAAGAAGCUGAACAAUUUGCAGCUCGUACUACUAUUUUGUCGCUUUUAGGUAAUCCUGAGUUUAAAACCGUUCUUUCAGAGAUUAUCAGAUCUAAAGAAAAACUCUCAGCCACAUUUAACCAAAUCAAGCGGCCAUGCAAUGCUAAUGCUUUUCCCACAAUUGAUGGUCAAAGUUCUGCUUAAUGGCAG